AUGUUGUUGUUGUGGGUGAAUUUUAUUGGCGCUGUUAUUGCCCUCGACAAUGGAUUAGCAAGGACUCCUCCAAUGGGUUGGAUGUCAUGGACGGCAUUCUAUUGUGAGAUGGACUGUGUGAAACAUCCGAAAGCAUGUAUAAACGAGAAUUUGUAUAUGGAAAUGGCCGAUGAACUUGUGAAGGGCGGUUAUCGAGAAGCCGGUUACGUGAAUGUCCAUGUGGACGAUUGCUGGAUGGGCAGAGAACGAGAAAAGUCAAGCGGACGACUAAUCGCUAACACAACACGAUUUCCCAGUGGAAUUCAAAAUCUUUCAAGAUAUAUGCACGCUAGGGGAUUAAAUUUUGGUAUUUAUGAGGAUUAUGGGACGAAAACAUGUGCAGGUUUCCCGGGAAGCUAUGGUUAUCUUAAGAUAGACGCAGAAACAUUUGCUGAAUGGGAAGUGGACUACUUGAAAUUGGAUGGUUGCAAUAUCGACACGGAUCUUAUGCCGAAAGGAUAUGCUGAUAUGGAAUUAGCUCUAAAUGCUACCGGUCGACCAAUAGUUUAUUCGUGCAGCUGGCCUGCUUACUUGAUUGACCGUCCCGAAAAGGUUGAUUACAACACCAUCGCAAAAAGCUGUAAUCUUUGGCGAAAUUUCGAUGACAUUAACAGUUCAUGGAAAUCGAUACUGAGCAUUAUUGAUUACUAUGAUCAUAAUCAGAACAAGCAUAUACCAACACAUGGGCCUGGACAAUGGCAUGAUCCGGACAUGCUUGUCAUUGGAAAUCCGGGGAUUACUGUCAACAUGGCUAUUGCGCAGAUGACAAUCUGGUCAAUUUGGUCGGCUCCACUAAUUAUGUCAAACGAUCUUCGUAUUAUCGCUCCAGAAUUUCGGAAAAUUCUUCUCAAUCGUGAGGUUAUUGCAAUUGAUCAAGAUCCUAUGGGUAGAAUGGGACGGCUAGUGGCUAACGUCUCAGGCGUCGGCGCCUACGUGAAACCAAUUACACCUCUUUAUGAUACAGAUACUUCAUUCGCUCUUGGCUUUCUCAAUCGUAACACUAAACCUAAUGAGGUUGAAUUUAAACUGCGAAAUAUGGGCCUUGAAAAUCCAAGAGGAUACAUGGUGAAGGAUCUAUGGAACGAUAUGCCGACAAUGAAAUUAUUCCCGGACAACAUUUUACGGAUAGUCGUACCACCAACUAGCGCCGCAUUAUACCGUGCUGAAUUGAUCCGACCGAAACGAUGGGUGGAAAAGAAUCAAAUGUAUGAAAUGCUUACAAACAAGGAGCAGCUUAUGAAACAGCAUUCCUCUCGAAUCCCAGAAGCAUCGGAGGAGACACUUCUUGGGGUGGAGGUCAGAUUUGGCUUCCAUCGGCGGGUCUUCUCCUCGACAGAGCUGAUCGGUACGAAACUCUUCUCGAUGCGGACGAAAACUCGUCGCAAGACAGCGGGCGUUGAUCUCCGGAUCCUCUCACACAGCGUCGAGAAUGGCAGAGUCUUCGACGAUGUGGGAGCGUCCUUAUCGGGACUUUUCUUCGAAGUCGGUGUCUCCGCUUGCGAAGAGAGCGAGCCAGCGCUUGACAGUCCUGAUGGUAGUGGUGCCCUCGCCCAAUCUUCUGUUGAUGUCGUGGGCUGCUGCCGUUGCUCCAAUGCCGCCAAGCCAUUCACAGAAGAUGAUAGCUCGAAGUUGCUCUAA
This is a messenger RNA of Necator americanus (New World hookworm), 1677 nucleotides long. RefSeq lists its product as uncharacterized. Bases 1 to 1677 code for a protein of 558 amino acids. The transcript is spliced from 13 exons. Gene Ontology annotation, cellular component: cytoplasm. The record is from RefSeq and is a predicted model, not a curated record. Gene Ontology annotation, biological process: glycoside catabolic process; oligosaccharide metabolic process. Gene Ontology annotation, molecular function: alpha-galactosidase activity. Lineage: Eukaryota; Metazoa; Nematoda; Chromadorea; Rhabditida; Ancylostomatidae.